CAAACUUAUCUUCAUCGUGGCGUUCAAAGCUAGCCUCCGCAAAAUGACCAACUUCGACAUCAAAAUCGUCAGCGACACAGUUUGCCCGUGGUGUUAUGUCGGCAAAAAGCGCCUCGAGAAGGGUAUCGCGGCCUACAAGGAGAAGCACCCAGACUCCAGCGACACCUUCUCCACAACUUGGUUCCCUUUCUACUUGAAUCCAGACGCAGGAAAAAGCGCCGACAAGCAAGCCAUGUACGAAUCCAAGUUCGGCAAGGAACGCACAGCAAUGAUGCAAGUGCGACUUUCAGAGAUCGGCAGAGCCGAAGGCAUCAACUUCAAAUACGGCGGCAACACAGGGAACACGCGGGACUCGCAUCGGCUGGUGCAGCUGGGUAAGACAAAGGGCCCACAGAUGCAGACGCGUGUUAUUGAAGAACUGUUCGCGGCGUACUUUGAGAACGAAAAAGAUAUAACUAGCCGAGAUGUGCUGGUUGCUGCGGGCGUGGGAGCCGGGCUUGAAAAGACGGAGGUUGUGGAGUGGCUGGAUGAUGGGAAAGGAGGGUCUGGGGUUGACAAGGAAGUCCAGGAGGCGAGGGAGCAGGGCGUAAGCGGAGUGCCUAAUUUCACUAUCAACAGGAAGUUUGAGGUCGGUGGAGCGCAAGAACCAGCAGCUUUUGUGCAGCUGUUUGAGAGACUGAAGAAGGCUGAGGGGAGUCUUUGAGAGAAGUCG
This is a messenger RNA of Dothidotthia symphoricarpi CBS 119687, 712 nucleotides long. RefSeq names its product thioredoxin-like protein. Gene Ontology annotation, molecular function: oxidoreductase activity. The record is from RefSeq and is a predicted model, not a curated record. The coding region runs from base 44 to 703 and encodes 219 amino acids. NCBI's taxonomy places the organism in Eukaryota, Fungi, Ascomycota, Dothideomycetes, Pleosporales, Dothidotthiaceae. The transcript has 2 exons.